This is a messenger RNA of Paralichthys olivaceus (Japanese flounder), 2729 nucleotides long. It is a transcript of the gene exosc9, whose product is annotated as exosome component 9. The record is from RefSeq and is a predicted model, not a curated record. Gene Ontology annotation, biological process: TRAMP-dependent tRNA surveillance pathway; nuclear polyadenylation-dependent rRNA catabolic process; nuclear polyadenylation-dependent mRNA catabolic process. Gene Ontology annotation, molecular function: mRNA 3'-UTR AU-rich region binding. Gene Ontology annotation, cellular component: cytoplasmic exosome (RNase complex); nuclear exosome (RNase complex). NCBI's taxonomy places the organism in Eukaryota, Metazoa, Chordata, Actinopteri, Pleuronectiformes, Paralichthyidae.
AAGCGCUUCCGGGUGAGAGUUGAGACAACAGAGAUGGCUGCUCCAUGCGUGUUGGAGCUGUAGACCGGCUGGUGCUGUGCGUUGUGAAGAAGAUUCUUUGAAUACAGGUAGAGCCACUGCAGGAGGGAUGAAGGACACUCCUCUGUCCAACUGUGAGCGGGACUUCCUGCUAAAAGCCAUCCAGGAGAAGAAGCGCCUGGAUGGACGACAGACCUACGACUACAGAAAGAUAAAGAUCACGUUUGGCACAGACUAUGGAUGCUGCUUUGUGGAUCUGGGAAAAACCAGGGUCAUGGCUCAGGUGUCCUGUGAGCUGGUGGCUCCAAAAGAGAAUCGACCAAAUGAGGGAAUCAUGUUCUUCAACAUUGAGCUGUCACCCAUGGCCUCACCAGCGUUUGAACAGGGCAGACAGUCAGAGUUAUCAGUGAAGCUGAACAGACAGCUGGAGAGAUGCCUGAGGAACUCCAAGUGCAUUGAUACUGAGUCCCUGUGUGUGGUGUCUGGAGAAAAGGUGUGGCAGAUCCGAGUGGACGUUCACCUGUUGAAUCAUGAUGGGAACCUGAUGGACGCUGCCAGCAUUGCAGCCAUCAGUGCUCUGUGCCACUUCAGACGCCCUGAUGUCAGCAUCCAGGGAGAUGAAGUCACUGUGUACAGUCAAGAGGAGAGAGACCCUAUCCCUCUGAGUAUCUACCACAUGCCCAUCAGUGUCAGCUUCUCCUUCUUCCAGCAAGGAACAUAUUUGCUGGUGGACCCCUGUGAGCGAGAGGAGCGGGUGAUGGAUGGCUUACUGAUGAUCGCUAUGAACAAACACAGAGAAAUCUGCUCCAUCCAGUCCAGCGGGGGCAUCAUGCUGCUAAAGGACCAGGUCAUGAGAUGCAGUAAAAUCGCCAGCGUCAAGGUGUCUGAAAUCACAGAGCUCAUCGGCAAAGCCCUGGAAAAUGACAAGAAAGCCAGGAAGGCGGGUGGCAGGUGUGGUUUUGCAGAGUCUAUUCCUCUGGAGCGAAUCACAGCUUUGAAAAUGGAGGAGACUCCAAUGGAAAUGAUGGACGUGACAGAGAGGGCAAAUGACAUCGUCCAGAAAGCUGAGGUCCCACCUCAGAUGGUACCAUCCCCGGUGGUGCCAGUCCCAGGUGUGGGGCAGGUGGGGCAGGGGCUGCAGAACACCUGGGGCCUGGAGGAAGAGGAGGAGGAAGGGGAGGAGGAGGAGAAUGAAAGUGAGGGAAGUGACAACAGUGCUGAAGAACAGGAGGGAAAAGUAUCACAGAUGGAAGAGGGAAAGUAUGAAAAAGAACAGCUCAAAGCAGGAGAGGUGGUUGAAAUAUCUGACAGCGAAGAGGAGGAAGUGGUCAUUCUUCAUCCAGAGACACGUGACCAAGCUCCUAAAAAUACAGAAUCCAGUUUGCGUCAGAAGGGGGCAGCAUCAAUCAAGAAAAGAAAAUAAUAAAGAAUUAUAGUUAAGAUCACCCAGAAAUUUAAAUUCACUCACCGUCUACUCACCACUAUGCCGAUAGAGGGGUGGAUGAAAGUGUUUGAGUCCACAAAACACUUUAGGAGUAUCAUGGGUAAAUUUGUUGCAGCAGAAUCCAAUACAGUACAAGUAGUUAAUGGUGAGCAAUUCUUCAGACUUCAUAAAACAACAGAAUAAAUAAACACAUGAGCCUCCACACCGCUCGUGUGGUGUUAUCCAAGUGUCAGCAAGCCUCGACAUUCAUAUUCGACUCGGAACGGCGUCAUUUACACUGUGUUUAGCCUAAAUGUCCACAGGAAGUGGCGUUGGUGGUAGACGUUAGCAUUUCCGACAGUCCCUGAAUGCGGACACUUGGGUGACAACACAGGAGCAGUAUGGAGGCAUGUUAUGUUUUUUUCAGUUUUAUUACGCCUGAAGAAGAGGUCACUUUGACUGCAACCCUGACACUCCAAAAGUGUUUUGUGGAUUUGAACACUUCAUCCACCCCUCCAUCGGUGUAGACGUGAAUAGAUGACUGAAUUUUCAUUUUUGGGUGAACUAUACCUUUAGGGAGCCAUUUAUACUCAUUGUACUCACAUGUGUUCACGUGCAGCAGUGUCAGACUCGGCAGUGCCGUGGCUGAGACCUCUCACACAAGUACAUUUGUGAGAAAACAGAUGUUGACAAUGAAACAAGUUACUUCCUGCGGUCAAGUCAUGGAUGUUUGGGUCCAGUGAGCUGUCAUGUGUGAAAACCAGGACAAGUUAGUCCCUGCUUAAAAUAUGUUGCUUGUCUAUUUGAGGUGUUACGGUUCAGGUGCUCCGAGCAUCCUAAAAGGAAGACACACUUAAAGCAGCAACUAAUUUGUCUGGGUAAUGUAUUCACAAAUUACAGCUCUCUUGGCAGAGUAAGUAACUCUGCUCAUUUUAAUGGUCAACAUCCAUGGUCACUCUCCUGCGUUGUGAAUAUGUGGCCUUUGCUUUCAUGUUGACUGAUAAUAUGUGAGACAUCUCAACCACUCAGCACCUCCUCAUGAUGAAGACUGUCCUGGUUUAAAAUGAGUUGUCUGCUGUAGUAGAGAACUGGACUCAUGUGUAAAUACAUCACAAUGUUGGAUUGUUAGCAUGACAACAAGUUAACCAUAUAAAAAGUAAUAUUCCAAAUAGUGACAAUUACAGAUAUUAUUCUCCACUUUGAUGUGUUGCACUGUUUCUGUAGCAUUUGUUUAAUGGUAUAUUUGAUAAGAAAGAUAUUAUCUGUGGUGCUGUUUGUGAACCGAGAA